This is a messenger RNA of Leptonychotes weddellii (Weddell seal), 5129 nucleotides long. NCBI's taxonomy places the organism in Eukaryota, Metazoa, Chordata, Mammalia, Carnivora, Phocidae. The record is from RefSeq and is a predicted model, not a curated record.
AUGGAAGGAAGUUCCGAAAAUGCCACACCAUGGGUAAACCUCGAGGACAUGAUGCUAGAUGAGUUCAGUCAAUCACAUUCAUAUGAGGUCACUAAAAUUGUCAACCUCAAAGAAUCAAAGAGUAGAAUAGUGGUUUCCAGGGCUGGGGGGAGGGGCAACGAGGAGCUGCUAUUCGGUGGGAAUGAAGUUUCAGCCCUUGAGAGAGGCCUGACCAGGGCACUGAAGAAACUGGAUGACUACCUGAACAACCCUCUCCCAGAGGAGAUCGAUGCCAACACUUGCGGGGAUGAAGACAAGAGGUCCCGGCGCAAAUUCUUAGAUGGGGACGAGCUGACCCUGGCCGACUGCAAUCUGUUGCCCAAACUCCAUGUGGUCAAGAUUGUGGCCAAGAAGUACCGCAACUACGAUUUCCCGGCCGAGAUGACGGGCCUGUGGCGGUACCUGAAGAACGCCUACGCGCGGGAUGAGUUCACCAACACCUGUGCGGCAGACCAGGAGAUCGAGUCGGCCUACGCCGAUGUGGCCAAGCGCCUCAGCCGGUCCUGAGCUCAGCCGCCUUGCCCCACCCCUGGCAGCAGAAGGACUUGGCUUCUCCCAAAGGAACUCGGGCCUCGCAGACCCCCCUUCCGCGCCGCGUCGGGAAACAGCGUUUGGUUGCCCUCCACAUCUCGCUGGCCUCGUGGGACACCAGCCUGCUGCCUCUUAGGAAGGUCCCAGCCGACCCCAUCUGAUCACGCGGGCAUCUGCAAGCAGAAAUGGUAGAAACACGCAAGCGCUCAGCCUUUGGAGCCCACCUAGGGGACUGUCCCCAGCCCCGCCGCCAAUCAGAAUCGCUGCCCAGCUGCAUUAGGAACAUGCAACACCGUGUCCCCCCCCCGUCCUCUUUGUUGGUAACUCCACGGCCGAGGACAGAUGCCAUCGUAGUUCUUGCUAGAAAGAGAGCCACCGCGUUGGGGGGAGACAGAGUGAAUGGAGGGCCGGCAGGCUGUGGAUUGGGCCACUGGCACAUACACCUUCAGUCCCCGUCUGCUUUCUGACGCUCCGGUCACACGGGGCACUGAAGACCAGACGGGAGCACCACUUCAGACAGUCUCUGUUGGCUGCAAUGCUGAGACGGUCGCCAUGCUUUUGUGUAUCUGGCUGACAGGAGCCUCUGGUUCUUGGCUGUCCAGGCCUUUUGAGGAAGGGACAUUGGCAUGCAGUCGCAGACUGGGGUGACUGCAAAGGGGAGGGGGAGCAGUGUCGAUGCCAAAAGGCCCACGGGGUCUACCAGCCAUGGGGUUUGCUUGCUUAGGGGUAGUUUUGUUGGAGAUGCCAUGCCUGGGUUUGACUGAUCCACGAGUCAAUUUCGGUCUGUGAGAAAGCAGAUGGGGGGGGUGGGGUGGGGGUGACGAUAGAGAAGUUCUUUAUGAGGCUCGAUGUUCCCUGGGAAUCCUUCACACAGGUCUUCUCUCUCAUGAUCUAAGUCUUGAACUGCUGAUGGCAUGUCACUACCAACCAAGAAUUGGCCAAAACUGACUUCCCAGUCUCUUCAAGUGGUUCCCCAAUGUGGGUCUGCCAGCCGGAUGUGACUCCUGGCUGAGUUGGCUGCAAUCUCUGACGGGUGAGAGAUGGCAUGAUCAUGGAACACCUUAGGAAGAAAGUCCAUGGGCUUUUCUGACCGGGAAACCAUGUGGUUUGACCUUGAGGAAAAGUAGAUGCCCCAUCUGGGUUAAUUUUCCUGCCAUCUGACUCACCUGCCAGAUGAGAAAGGAACGGGUUUUAGUCAGUAUUUCACUCCUCAGUCGUUCUCCUUGAGUUUCACCUCCUUCAAAGCUCACCCGGCUCAAGCCUGGGGACCUGUGCAGAGGAAACUAAGAAAAACGAGCUAAUCAUCAGCCCUCUGUCCUAGUGAUGCGCUGUGAGAAAAGCCACCUGCCAUAGACGGUCACCUUCAGCAGUCCUCCCAUCCAGGCUGCCUGCGGGUAGAGUGAGGUCCCGAGUGCCAGAAAGCCCCGGGACCUGGCUCAUUGCUCAGGAAGCUCAGGGCAGCACGGUCCUUUCCAUAGAAACAUCCGCAUAUCCUCACCCCGGCCACCCCCAGACCGGCCUGCCUCCUGGGAUCUCUGAAGAAAUCACGUUGGCCCGCUGAUCUGAGCAGAAGGGAGGAAACAGGAGCCCCUUGAGCCCACUGAGGAAGAGGAAAUUUCUCAGUAGGACGUUUUAUUAGCCUGAGAGCUUUGCAAGGGCAAGGAGGCAUUGAUUCAUUCCCACCCCUAAAGGAACCUUCCCAGGGACUCCCUGGGAACUUAGUCCCGAGACAUGUUUAGAAAGGAGCAUGGGGUGGGGGGGGAACAGUUCUUGUGACUAUAGGGGUAAGCCCUGACCUGGCCUCGGGAGAUGAAGUCUUGAAUGAUCCCAGAGGACUAUUAGUGUAAAUCCUGUUGUCCUCAGAAACCCUUCCCUGAGUUUAGCAACACAGGCACGAUGACCUAAGAAGCAGUUUACUUUCCAGAGACCCACAGUGGUCUAGAAGCAAGUCGAUGUAGCAAAGGGAGCGGGACAAAGAAAACAGGCCCCAGGUGGCACAGCUCCUGGCUAGGGGUUGUCUGAUCCUAAUGACUGAUUUGAGAGUCAGAAUUCAGCCAUUGGCGAGUCUUUAAAAACAAAGAAGCCAAACCAAAUCAAUAUUGUUGUUUCUAGAUGGUCCUUCUGUGGUUGACUUAGUUUUACAUAAAUAAUAAUAUUAAGGCACCAGUGGGGGGUGGGGGGGGCCGUUACAUGAUCAGUUAUAACCAUUGAAAACAGGAUGGAGUUUAGAGAUGGAAAGCACUUCUGAGUAAUUCAGGAAUAUCUUUUUAUUUCAAUAGUGGAUUAUUAUAUAAUAUAACUGAGUCUUGACUAAGAGCUUUAAUGUCUUACGACCAGAUUUAGCAGAAUAUUUUAAAAUAACAAUAAUAUUACCUUCUGAUUAUUUUUUCCAAGAGAGAUUUUUCUCCAGGUCCUUCAGCCUCCCUGGGCUUUGGCCACAACCCUGUCACAUACACAGCAAAUCAUCUUCAAGCAUCGGUAUGAUGAGGUCCUUAGGUGUCUCCAGAACCCACUCAGGGAGUGCUGAAGGUUUGCAGUUUGAACUCCAGAGUUAUAAGACAGGAGGUCACCCUAUCAUUGGUCUUGAAUGAGUAUUGAUCCCUCAAAAAGCAUUUCAGUGGCAUUAGAAAGAGUUUGGGUUGAGAUCCUAUUUUAUUUCGGAUUUAUUUUUCCCCUUUGACUUUCAUGUCCUAUUUUAUUUUUGUGGGAUAGCAUAGUGGGAGGCAGAGUCAGAAAGAAGAAUCAAACUCAGAAUAACAGUGUUGAAUUUACCCAUCUAUCCAGAUUGGGCCACCUCUCAGGUUGGCCCAGAAAGAAGGUAUUGGGUAAGAUUUUAAUAACCUUAUAUGAUGAGCUGGGUAAUAAAAGCUUGAGUGUUCUAGACUAGCAUGGUGCCUUCUAUUGUGUGUCUUUAUGUCCUGAUAAAGGAAGUCAAAUGCCUGACAGCUCAGAAUCACACGCUACGAAAAGCAAAACACACUUUUAUUUGACCACACAAUCUCAGACUGGUUCCAGCUUCCCAGGAAAUGCCAGUCUCCGGUGUUCACAUCUGCUGGGGGGGGGGGGGGGGCAGCAACGAUCUUGGUCUUUUCAUUAGAAAAAGCCUUCACCACGAGGGAAGUUUCCUAAGCUGCAUUUUCCAGCAUUUGUUGAAUGAAACCAUAGAAGCUCUUCGCAGCACCUCUGCCCACUGGCCAUUCUGCACAAAGACAACACCAAGCAUCUUUGAAUUGUUACAGGAUGGAUCCUGAAGGUCUAAGAAUCUCAGGAAUCAGUAAGGCCUAGACAAAUAGAAUUAAAAGAGGGGCAGAGUCAGGAAGGUACAGGUCCUUCUAGGAAGAGUUUUCCAUCUUAAAAAACCAGUGAAGAAUCUGUAUCUAAAUUAAAUUGGUCUAGAGGCAGCAGGAAUCCAGUAGGUACCUCUGUGAGCAGCCACUCUUCCCAGUGGCCAGGAGCCAUUUAUGUAGCAGAGUGAAGCAAGAUGCCGUUCUCUCUCUCCUUGGAAAGAUGAAGUAUCACCUCAUUAUUAAAACUAAGUUCCAUGAUUCCUAAGGGAUCACUUCCUUAUUUUUUCACAUGCCAUUAAAAAGAAUCAUAAGCAUUCGAGAGAGAGGUGUGCAUGUGAAGCAUCCUGGUUCUAAAGUUAGGAGAACAGAUGAUGUCACAUCUUUGGCCUUGGAGCCCUUUCUGCAAACAAGACCCAGUGUCUUCUAUCCAGUGCUUUUUAGCAUUCAAAUCAAGUAACAUGUGCCCCCUUCAUGAAUGCGUAUUCCUCUACCUUUGCCAAUAUUCUUCUCCCGGCUUAGUUGCAGGAUGCUUUCCUUUCAUCAUGAGGUUAUGAUCCAAAGUGUGCAUCAUUUUAUUUAAUGUUACUUGAGGAAUUAGAUCCAAUGCUCCCCUCACCAACCAAAAAAUAAAAUGAAAGAUUGCUUCAUUACAGGGUUUGGGCUAAUAUGUGUUUCUAUAAAAGCAAUCUGGUUUUUUUUGGGGGGGCGGAGAACAUAGUUUAAAGGAUCCAAUUAUCUAAGAUAUGUUAUGCCUAGUUAGAAGUUUCACAAUAAUGAUUAUGCAUAUACUUAAAAUAUAAAAUACCCAGCUGCUGUUUGAACUUUGUCUUACUUUCCUGACCUCGUGUUUGUCCCAUCCUAAAAGCUAGGUGUUAACUAAUUUAGCAAAAGAUGCCUAGCUUUUAUAAAAGAACAAACAUUACAUUUUAUAAAGACACUCCAAAGGAUGGUUACUUGUUUUUCUCAAGACCUUUAACUGUGGUGACAAAAUAGCAGGACUUGCUUUCAAGCCUUAAUAAAUAUAAAUUGCCUUUUAAUGAAGAUAUUGCUGAAUGUUUUCUUCAUGAAUCUGAACGAGUAAUAAAUUGGUUUUCCAGUCUUGAUUGGUAUUGACUGAUUCAAAUAAAGUUGGUUUAUUUUCAGCUAUUACAAAAGCAAUCAUCAGACUGCUUAUUUGAGGUGAGGAUCUCCUAUGCUGUUUUAAAUGACAAGUGUGAACUACCUUUUUUUUUUUUUUCCAAAUAAAAGUUACUCUGUUUUCCCAUUAUAAAA